Messenger RNA from Gloeophyllum trabeum ATCC 11539, 2103 nucleotides. RefSeq names its product glycosyltransferase family 39 protein. Lineage: Eukaryota; Fungi; Basidiomycota; Agaricomycetes; Gloeophyllales; Gloeophyllaceae. Gene Ontology annotation, molecular function: dolichyl-phosphate-mannose-protein mannosyltransferase activity. Bases 1 to 2103 code for a protein of 700 amino acids. The transcript has 11 exons. Gene Ontology annotation, biological process: protein O-linked glycosylation via mannose. The record is from RefSeq and is a predicted model, not a curated record. Gene Ontology annotation, cellular component: endoplasmic reticulum; membrane.
AUGGAACACGUCCCGCCCGCAAUAUACACCCUCCUCUCCUGCUGGACGCGGUUCCAUAAAAUAGGCAAGGCGCCGUAUGUCAUCUGGGACGAAGCCCACUUCGGGAAGUUCGGCUCACACUACCUCAAGCGCGAGUUCUACUUCGAUGUCCAUCCACCGCUGGGGAAGAUGCUCGUCGGGCUCGCUGGCUUGCUGUCGGGUUAUGACGGGAGCUUCGAGUUCAAGAGCGGGGAGCAGUAUCCGGAGACCGUGCCGUACGUGGCGAUGCGUGUACUCAUGGCGAUGUUUGGUGUGGUCAUGGUGCCUCUGGGCUGGUAUACCGCCGUGGAACUGGGUAUGAGCCAGUGGGCGUGUCAUUUAGUGGCCAUUAUGGUUCUCUGCGGCAAGUCUCCCUCUCAAUCGCCGGUAUAUGUUGCCUGGUUAUGUAUCUCAAGAUUCAUCCUUCUGGAUUCCAUGCUCUUGGCGUUCACGUUCUCUACUGUAUUCGGGCUCAGCAAAUUCCACAAUCAGCAAUAUCAGUCAUUUUCCUUCGACUGGUGGUUAUGGCUGGCCUUCACCGGCGUUUCAAUCGGUUGUGUAGCGAGUGUAAAAUGGAUUGGUCUCUUCGUGAUGGCCCUAGUCGGCCUGUACACGAUCGAAGACCUAUGGGAGAAAUUUGGAGACGUCAAGAUGUCCGUGCAAGAUCAACUAAGACACUGGGGUGCGCGCGUACUGUGCCUUAUCGUCUUGCCUGCACUGGUGUACAUGGCUUCAUUCAAGAUCCAUUUCUUGGUCCUCAAUCAUUCGGGGCCAGGAGAUUCGCAAAUGAGCUCGCUGUUCCAGGCUAAUUUGGUCGGUAAUGACUUUGCAAAGAAUCCGCUUGAUAUCGCAUACGGGUCAAAGCUUACGCUGAAGAACAUGGGCUGGGGCGGUGGCCUCCUGCACUCGCACGUCCAGACGUACCCCGUCGGGUCCAACCAGCAACAGGUCACCUGCUACCACUACAAGGACGAGAACAACGACUGGAUCAUCAUGCCGCGCUGGGACGAGCCCGACUAUGAUCCCAAUGGCGAGCUGCGGUUCCUGAAGGACGGCGACGUCAUCCGGCUGCAGCACGCGUCGACUACGCGCAACCUCCACUCGCACUCGAUUCCGGCGCCGGUCACCAAGCUGAACAACGAGGUGUCUUGCUACGGGAACGCGACCAUCGGGGAUUACCAUGAUUAUUGGGAGGUCGAGGUUGUGGACGAUAUCAAACGCGGGAGAAAGGAGAAGUUCGUAACGAUCCACUCGUUGACGACGCGCUUGCGCUUCCGGCACCAGGAUUCGGGGUGUUAUCUGAGGGCUGCGAACGCGAUCUUGCCCCAGUGGGGGUUCAAGCAGGUCGAGGUCAGCUGUGACAAGGAGAAUAACCCCAAAGAUAUUCAUACAUAUUGGAAUGUCGAAAGUCACUGGAAUGAUCGAUUACCGCCCGGUGAUGCCAAGUUCUACAGAUCGCCUUUCUUCCGUGACUUCAUCCACCUCAACGUCGCCAUGUGGACAUCCAACAACGCUCUCAUCCCGGACCCGGAUAAGGAGGAUAUCCUUGCCUCCAAGCCGACUGACUGGCCCUGGCUGCGAUUGGGCUUGCGGAUGUGCGGCUGGGGCGAUCAGCAGACAAAGUACUACCUCUUGGGCACGCCGGUCAUCUGGUGGGGAGGUACUACCAGUCUCAUCGUCUUCCUCGUUACGCUCGGAGUGUAUCUUCUCCGUCAGCAGCGCAAAUAUGUCGACAUGGAGCCUCGCGAAUGGGACCACUUCUUGUAUGUCGGCAAGAUCGCGUUCAUAGGCUGGUUCCUGCAUUACUUCCCUUUCAUGAUCAUGGGUCGCGUAACCUAUGUCCACCACUACCUCCCAACGUUAUACUUCUCCGUGUUAUUAUUUGCCCAUCUACUCGACCACUUCAUAUUCUCCUCCCGCCGAUUCACGGACAGAACAAAAUGGAUAGCCUUCGGAGUAGUUGCCUUCCUCAUCGUGGGCAACUUUUGGUGGUUCAGGGGACUCGCCUUCGGGAUCGACGGCCCCAUACAUGAGCACUGGGGACUACAGUGGCGUAAAACUUGGAAUAUAUAUAAUCAACUGUAG